AUCAACCAGUACGUGGUGGUUAAGACGCUGGGCAGGGGGGCCUUCGGCAAGGUCAAGCUCUGCCUCAACACGCUGGACGGCCAGCUGUACGCCGUCAAGGCGUCUGGGCGCAUCAUGUGUCGAGAUCUAGGUUGUUGGUCAGGCGCUGUGCCGCGAGCCGCUGCCCCCGCUCGCGCCUCCAUGGACGACACGUCCCCUCUGGCCGCCAUCAUGCGGGAGAUCGCCGUGAUGAAGAAGGUGGAUCACCCGCAUGUGGUGCGGCUGCAUGAGGUGAUUGACCCUCCCGGCUCGUCCUACCUGAUGAUGGUGAUGGAGUACUGCGAGGGGGGCUGUGUGAUGGAGACACGGCAGCAGACGGGGCUGACGCCGCUGGGGGAGGACACGGCGCGGGAGUACUUUCGGCAGGCAUGUCUGGGUCUGGACUACCUGCACUACAACAACGUCGUCCACGGCGACCUGAAGCCGGAGAACAUGCUGGUGUCGGGCAGCGGCCUGCUCAAGAUUGCGGACUUCGGCUCCAGUCGCUUCAUGGGCGGGGACCCCACGGACGCCACAAAGACCUCCUGUACACCCGCGUUCCAGUCCCCUGAGGAGAUUGGUCACAUGCUCGUCAACCCCUUCGCCGCCGACCUGUGGGCGCUGGCCUGCUGCCUCUUCUGCUUCGUGUUCGGUCGACUGCCCUUCGUGGGGUCGUGUGUGGUGGACAUCUACCGCGCCAUCCUGACCCGGCCCCACGUGUUCCCUGAAGAGGUGUCCUGCUCCCCCGCGCUGAAGGACCUGCUGGACAGGAUGUUGCACAAGGACCCCAACAAGCGCCUCAAACUGCGGGAGGUCGGCCAGCACGAGUGGGUCACUGCGGGCGGUCGGCUGCCUCCGUUGCAGUCGCUGCAGUCGCUGGGGCCCGCGGGGCCGGGCGGGGAGGCGCGGCCCCCGGUCAUACACGUCACACACGCGGAACAGGUCAACGCCAUUGACCGCUCCUCCCUCGUGUCGCUCGUCCGCGCGCGUCUCAAGGUGUGA
This is a messenger RNA of Volvox carteri f. nagariensis, 1020 nucleotides long. It is a transcript of the gene stpk3, whose product is annotated as serine/threonine protein kinase 3. Gene Ontology annotation, biological process: intracellular signal transduction; protein phosphorylation. The transcript has 7 exons. Gene Ontology annotation, cellular component: cytoplasm. Lineage: Eukaryota; Viridiplantae; Chlorophyta; Chlorophyceae; Chlamydomonadales; Volvocaceae. Gene Ontology annotation, molecular function: ATP binding; protein serine/threonine kinase activity. The record is from RefSeq and is a predicted model, not a curated record. The annotation marks the transcript as partial.